CUUAAAAUAAAACUUUUUUUUUACUUUAUUAUUGUUCGUUUUAUUCUUUAGACAUUUUUUUUUCAACUUGAUUUGAACUGGCUUGUUUAUAUAACUUCAUAAGAUUGCAUUUUAUUGCUUUCGAAAAAAUAUGCCCUGUGAUUUAAACUUCAGACAAACUUGUAUUGCAGCUAACCAACAAUUUAAGGAAUGCUUUUUUGUUUUUCUUAAUUUAUAGAUUAGAAGAAAAAUUUGUGAGAAUUUCUUAUCUCAGAACUGUCAUCAAAUUGUGAUGUACUUAAAUGUAAAAAGAAUUGCCAAAUAUUUCAUGUGUUGUUGUAUUUUAACAAUAUUUGGCUGGCUGCUUUUACUUGAUCACAUACUACCGAAAAAUAAAAAUGAUGUAAAAAUGAUAUGGAAAAAGUCAAUAAAAAAACAUAGAGACAACCAUCAAAAUCUUGUACCUUUGAAAGAGCAAAAUAUAUUGUUGACACCUAAUUUAACAAAUACUGAGCUGAUUGGUUUAAUUCAUAAUGAAGAUGAAAUUCAGCAACGUGCAAUUGGUUACAGCAAAUAUGCAUUUAAUGUCUUGGUAUCAGAUCGUAUUGGUUUUGAUCGUGUUAUUCCACAAACAUUUAAUAAAAGAUGCAUUUCUAAACUGAACCAGUAUCCAUUAUUAUAUUUAAAGGCCAGUGUUGUUAUUUGUUUUCAUAAUGAAGCUUGGUCAACAUUAUUACGAACAGUAUUCAGUGUUGUGAAACGAACACCAAGAAAACUUUUACAUGAAGUUAUACUUUUUGAUGAUUUAAGUGAUCAUGGAAGACUUAUUAAGAAGCUACCUAUAUUUCUGGAAUCCAACUUUCCAAUUGUUAAAUUACAUCGUGCAACUGAAAGAAAAGGAUUAAUCAAAGCUCGUUUGUCUGCUGCUCGCCUGGCAACAGGUGAUGUAUUAAUUUUUCUGGAUAGUCAUUGUGAGGUCAGUCAACAUUGGAUGGAACCUCUUCUAGCAAGAAUUCAAAACAACACUAAAACUGUUGUGUGUCCUAUCAUUGAUAUGAUUAACCCAAAUACCUUUGUCUACAAGUCUUCUCCAUAUGUACAAGGAGGUUUUAAUUGGGGCAUGCAUUUUUCAUGGGAAGACAUUCCUAAUAUGUCUUCAAAAUACUACACAGAACCAUAUAGUUCUCCUACAAUGGCAGGUGGUAUAUUUGCAAUGGAAAGAGACUACUUUUUUAAACUUGGUGGAUAUGAUGAAGGUAUGGACAUUUGGGGCGGUGAAAACUUGGAAAUUUCAUUUCGGAUUUGGAUGUGUGGGGGGAGACUAGAAUUUGUUCCAUGCUCACGUGUUGGUCAUUUAUUUCGUAACCGUCGACCUUACGGAGAUGCUGGAAAAGGAGACACAAUGGCAAGAAACUCAGUUCGUUUGGUGAAGGUAUGGCUUGACGAGUAUCAAAAAUAUUUUUAUGAUAUUCGAAAAGAUUUGUCCAAUGUAAUAGUGAAUGUUACUGAGCGAAUAACUCUUCGUCAGCAGUUGAGGUGUAAAACUUUUAAAUGGUAUUUAAAUGAGGUGUAUCCAGAACUCGAAAUACCAAACGUGAGACCUGGUGUUCAAACAUUUAGACGAAACCAGAUUGAAUACCAUAUGCUGAAGGAGGGAAAGAUACAAAAUAAACGAUGGAAGAAAUGUUUGUCCGUACGUGGUGGUGCACUUCAAAAGCACAGUCUGAUAAUAUUAUCCCAUUGUUUCAAAUCCACGUACCGCUGGUCCCUUAAUUCACAAGGAGAACUAAAAAUUAAAAAGAAACUUUGUUUGGAUGUGUCUAUGUUUGUCAAAACUGGCAAACAGGCAAGAAUAAUGAAAUGUCAUCAAGAUCUUUCUGGUCAAGAAUGGAAUUAUCUACAUGGUAGUUUAUAUAAUCCAUCCACUGGAAUGUGUCUGUCUGCGACACUAGGUGGAUCCAUAGAAUUGAGCAUUUGUAGUAAAAAUGAUGAGCAAAUAUGGAAAUUUUUAUCGGACAGAUAGUGCGUGAAAGAUGUUUUAUAGUGGCUUUAUAGUGGCUUACUACUCUAUCAGUUCGAGUGCGAUGUACAUAGUGUUCCCUUUUUUUAAGGUUUUUUUAUUGAAAAAGUUAUUUUUGUUUUUAUUUUAAAAUGUAUAUUUAUAGAGAUAUAAUAUUUGCAAGAAUCGAACACUUAACGCUAUUUUAUAAACUUGGUUGUAUUUCUUAUUCAAAGAAAUCUGCUGCAACUUUAAUAAUGGCGCACAGCUACUGUGU
Messenger RNA from Hydractinia symbiolongicarpus, 2255 nucleotides. Its product is annotated as polypeptide N-acetylgalactosaminyltransferase 11-like. Gene Ontology annotation, biological process: regulation of Notch signaling pathway. The transcript has 8 exons. NCBI's taxonomy places the organism in Eukaryota, Metazoa, Cnidaria, Hydrozoa, Anthoathecata, Hydractiniidae. The coding region runs from base 272 to 2002 and encodes 576 amino acids. Gene Ontology annotation, molecular function: Notch binding. The record is from RefSeq and is a predicted model, not a curated record. Gene Ontology annotation, cellular component: Golgi apparatus.